Molecule: messenger RNA, 321 nt
Organism: Prunus armeniaca (apricot)
Lineage: Eukaryota; Viridiplantae; Streptophyta; Magnoliopsida; Rosales; Rosaceae
Source: the annotation of a GenBank genome assembly
AUGCCACAGCCACGUGACCAGAAGGAAAGGCCUCCAUGUAUACCUCAGUCAGUUUCAGAAGCUAAGGCCAAGCAAGCAGGGGACAAGGAAAAGAGAAACACGGAAAAGGAUUUGGAGAAUGAGAAUGGUGGUGCAGCCAAUGAUGAAUGGAAAGAAGAUGUCAUGCCAGAAAUUCUUGAUGGGCACAAUGUGUAUGACUUUGUUGAUCCUGACAUUGUGCAUAGGCUUGAUGAGUUGAAACGAGAGGCAGAGGAGGGCGAUGAUGAGUUUGAGAUGGAUGACAUGGAAUUGACUCCAGAAGAGCAAAAGACAUUGGUCUAG